AUGACUAAGCUCGAGUAUCAGCAGUAUCAGAAGUCCUACCAACAUUUCUCGGGAAAGAUGCUUAGAAAGCAUGAACAAACUACCAAGAAAAGAUUAAAAAAGAAACGAAUUCGUUCUGCGUUUACAACAAAUCAGUUGACGAUGUUAGAGAAAACAUUUAGUAGCUACAAGUACCUCACUCGACAAAGACGUAUAGAAAUAUCUCAAGCUUUAAAUAUCAGUGAACGUCUAUCUGAUCAGGCUUUAAGAUCAGAUCCCGGUUACUACAAUUAUCAUUACCCUCCCACGGGUGUAGGGAAUGGGUAUGAAUUGGAUUAUAGUUCAGUUAGUGAUUCAUCUACUGCACCUUAUAAUGAAAAUGAAACAUCCUAUUCAAACGUGUCUGACUUGGUCAAAGAAAAUGUCAAUAAACCUCCUAUAAAUACACAAAUUUUGCUUGCGACCACAAAAGAAGCCAAUGGAACCACCUGCACAAGUUACAAUGCAGAAGAAUAG
Spodoptera exigua (beet armyworm) is the source of this 495-nucleotide messenger RNA. The record is from the annotation of a GenBank genome assembly. Lineage: Eukaryota; Metazoa; Arthropoda; Insecta; Lepidoptera; Noctuidae.